ACGAUUGAAACUUCAGAAGAGAAUGGCUGCUCGCGAAUCUGGCAGGAUAAAGGAUGCAUAUCAGAAGAGGGUGCUCGAUGAUGCAGCGCGUAAACGCCGACAGAAGAAGGCCUUGGAAGCAUUGGAGCAAGAUAACUUUCACGAUGACCCACAUGCUGAUCUGGUGAUGAGCAAGAAAGUACCGAAAUUCCAAGAGACUCUGGAUAGCAGGGACGCCAGUAGGAAGAAAAAGACUCGAUCUGCGGAAUACUACAAACAACGCUUUCGCAAGACUUUUGCCCAGCUGGUGGAGGAGGAUCUCAAUGUGAAUCCGAAUCCUCCGAAUUACGCCUGUGCCCAGGCACCGCCAUCUCGUUUCCCCGACAGACAUUUCUGUGCGGUCUGUGGUUUUCCCAGCAAUUACACUUGCAUACCUUGUGGUGCCAGAUAUUGUUGUGUCAAGUGUCUAGGUACUCACCUUGAUACAAGAUGCUUGAAAUGGACCGCCUGAGGAUAUUCUGUCUUUUAUAUUAAAAUCUAAAAUAAAAUGUGCGUUCUAGAUA
Molecule: messenger RNA, 542 nt
Organism: Dinoponera quadriceps
Lineage: Eukaryota; Metazoa; Arthropoda; Insecta; Hymenoptera; Formicidae
Product: zinc finger HIT domain-containing protein 1
Exons: 2
Coding region: 23-490 (155 amino acids)
Biological process (GO): chromatin remodeling
Cellular component (GO): Swr1 complex
Molecular function (GO): nucleosome binding
Source: RefSeq, a predicted model, not a curated record